Miscanthus lutarioriparius is the source of this 1221-nucleotide messenger RNA. NCBI's taxonomy places the organism in Eukaryota, Viridiplantae, Streptophyta, Magnoliopsida, Poales, Poaceae. The record is from the annotation of a GenBank genome assembly.
AUGGCUCCACGGGUGCCUCAACGAACAAUUGCUGAAAUGGAUACAAAAUUUGAUGAGCUUGCCUCUGCUUUAUCCAAAGAUCCAAGGGACCAAUUGACCUCUGGUAUAGGUGAAAUAACAACCAGGUUACGUUCACGUGGCUCUCGAACUGACAAUGAAUGUGAUCAAUUUGAUUCAGAUGUGGCAAUGGAUGAAAAUAAUCAAAUAAAUGCUGCAACACACAACACUGAAGGCCUUGCUAAGAGUGGAAGCAAACUUACAAUUAACAAUCAACUUCGCAAGAGAAGAGCAAAAGGAAAGCAUAUUGAUAUAAAGUUCCCUAAAGAGUUUGCAAAAGUGUGUGGAGAACAUGCUAGUUUAUUUAAAAGUGAGAUAACAGUUCUUGUAAGAACUGUACCACUCCAAGUGAAGAAGUGGAGGGACAUGGAUAAGUUUCAUCCUGGUACUACUACAUCUAUUUGGAGAAAACUAAAGCAAAAGUUUCCUGAGCUUUCAGAAGAAGAGAAAGAUUGUGCCAUGAGACAAGUAGAGAGUCAAUAUAAUAAUCGGCGUUACCGUCUACUUCAAGCUUACCGAAACAACAAGCCAAGGCCACAACAUGUCUCACCAGAAGGUUGGCAAUGGUUGAUAAGGAAUUUGUGGACGGAUGAUGAUUUUCAGAAAAGGAGCAACCAAAACUCUAUCAACAGAGGAAAGCAAGAGAUGGGGUCCAAAGUAGGAACUAGAUCAAUUGCUCAAAUCGCUUACGAUCUGCGAGACCCAGAAACUGGUGAAUGGCCUACUGCUAUGCAAGUUUGGAAGGCUACAUAUCAAAAGGCUGAUGGGACAUGGUCCAUUCCAAUGGGUGAAGAAAUAAUGCCAAACCAUUCACGUGGUGUUGACAUUCGAGCUGUAAACCGAGUGGCUGAGGAAAGAAUCAGAUUGCAGGUGCAAAUUGAGGCUUCAGAACAGCGUGAAGCUGCAGCUCGAGCACGUGCAGAUGCUGCUGAGCAACAUGCUGAGGCUGCUGAGCAACGAGCACAAGCUUUGGAAGGCGAAGUUUCCACGGUGGUCGAAACAAAUGCACAACAGCAAGAAGAGCAGCAAUCCCAACGUGAUGAGAUGAGUUCUUUGCGUCAAGCACAGAGUGGAGAAGUUGCUCGCCUAGUGAGAGAACAACUUGAUCAUCAAAUGGCUGCAUUAAUUGCACGCAUUGGUGCCUCACAGCCUCCAGCAUCUUAG